GCUUAUAUCUGCCUAACAAAAUAGCUCCCAAAUUGCACUCGACUGCAGAAGCUAGGGUUCGCACUUUCGCAUCCAUCAUCUCUGUCCAAGAAUCCACACCAGCUUCACCGAUCGAAUUCGAUCCUCCAAAGCCCUAAUCUAGGACUUGGAGAACGACUACAAGUGAUAUAAUGGACUUCGACGAGUACGAGUACUUGGAGAAGACAGUCGACGAAUCCGACACCAGGAAUGGUUCAUCUUCGAAGACCAAAGACGUCAGCUCGGAGAAGAGCGAAAAGGGUCACAGGCGGAAGGGAAGAGAAGAUGAUGGCGAAGAUGCUGAAGAUGACCGCAUUGAAGAACGGAGAAGGAGCAAGAAAUACAAAGGGGAUGAAGAGAACGGCGGGAGCAGGAGGGAUGUAGACAGAGACCGUGACCAUGGCCGUAGCCGUGAGGAGAGGUCUUCCCGGUCGGAGCGUCACAGAAGUAGUGGUAGGGAUGGAGAGAGAGACGUCGAGAGAGAAAGAGAAAGGGAUCGUCGGAGAAGCAGUAGGGAUGGCGAUAGAGAGAGGAGUUCCAGAGGGAGGGAUAAGGACGAUGAUAAAGAUAAAGAAAGGGAGAGGAGAGACAGAGAUAAAGAUCGAGAGAAGAGGGAGAAGGAAAGGGAAAGAGAAAGAGAAAGGGAAAGGGAGAGAGAAACGUCUAGAAGGAGCCGCAGUCACUCAAGGCUUGAACGUGAACGAGAGAAGGAACUGAUACGAGAGAGAGAAAGAGAACUCGAAUCAAGAGAGAGCAGGAGACUUAAAGAUAAGAAAGAUGCAGUAGAGCCAGAAGCAGACCCUGAAAGGGAUCAAAGAACUGUUUUUGCUUACCAGAUGCCAUUGAAGGCAACUGAAUGGGAUGUUUACGAGUUCUUUUCUAAAGCAGGAAAGGUGAGAGAUGUGAGAUUGAUCAUGGAUAGGAAUUCAAGAAGGUCAAAAGGAGUCGGGUACAUUGAGUUUUAUGAUGCAAUGUCUGUGCCAAUGGCAAUUGCCCUUUCUGGUCAUUUACUUUUAGGGCAGCCUGUGAUGGUGAAGCCUUCAGAGGCUGAGAAGAAUCUUGUUCAGUCUACCGCCACAACUGGGGCGGCAGGUGGUGGUGCUGGAGCCUUUGGGGCAGUUGACCGAAAGCUUUAUGUUGGAAAUCUACACUUCAACAUGACUGAGUUGCAACUCAAACAGAUCUUUGAAGCUUUUGGUCCUGUUGAGCUUGUUCAACUCCCCACUGACCCUGAAACAGGGCACUGUAAAGGUUUUGGGUUUGUUCAAUUUGCUCAACUUGAGCAUUCGAAAGCAGCACAAAGCUUGAAUGGGAAGCUUGAGAUUGCUGGUCGAACUAUUAAGGUGUCUUCAGUUACUGAUCAUGUUACUGCACAAGACACAGGAGCAAAAGCAGCAGACUUUGAUGAUGAUGAUGGUGGAGGUUUGGCACUAAAUGCUCAAUCAAGAGCUAUUCUUAUGGCAAAACUUGAUCGCAGUGGUAUUACCACAGGUAUUCCUGGGGCUAUUGGAGCACCUAUAGUUAAUGGAUCUGGUCCAGUUCAAGGAGGUGGUUUAGGCAUGACUAUGGCAGCAGCUACAAAUACAAUUCCCAUUUUGCCCCCACAAAUUGUCUCAGAGCCAAUUGGAAACCCUAGUGAGUGUUUGCUGCUAAAGAAUAUGUUUGACCCUGCUGCUGAGAGUGAUCCAGAAUUUGAUUUGGACAUCAAAGAGGAUGUGGGAGAAGAAUGCUCCAACUAUGGAAGGGUGAAGCAUAUUUAUGUUGACAAGGAAAGUGCUGGCUACGUGUAUCUACGAUUUGAGAGUGUGGAGGCAGCCUCACGAGCUCAACAGGCAAUGCAUAAAAGAUGGUUUGCCCGCAGAUUGAUUUCGGCCAUUUUCUUGCAACCAUAUGAAUAUGAGGCCAAGUUCAAAGGAACCUGGAAACUGUGUAAUCUGUGCAAUGUGUAA
This is a messenger RNA of Lactuca virosa, 1967 nucleotides long. The record is from the annotation of a GenBank genome assembly. Lineage: Eukaryota; Viridiplantae; Streptophyta; Magnoliopsida; Asterales; Asteraceae.